AUGGCCAUAGUUGACCUCAGAAGGUGCUUCAAACUCUGGUAUGCUUUUGUGGUGCCUUUGCUACACAUGAGUCCUUCAAUAAAUGGAUACAUAGAGAGGGAAAGACAAGCCCUCCUUGCAUUCAAACAAGGCCUCGUCGUGGAUACCCGCAGUCAAAUAGUCUCUACAUGGGGCACCUCAGAAGGCCAAAACAAAGAUUGUUGCACGUGGAAAGGAGUCUAUUGCAGCAACCAAACUGGCCAGGUUGUUGAACUUCAGCUUGGAUCCCAAUCUUUGCAAGGUUCAGCUAUGGAUGUUUGGGGCAACAUGAGCUCUCUUGCAGUCUUUAAUCUCACUGAUAACCAACUUGAAGGAGACAUAACAAAUUCAUUUUCAGAGCUAUGCAGUUUGAGAUCAUUAGGGCUUUCAAACAAUAAUCUCAGUGGAGAAUUUCCCAAGUUUGUUCAGAUAUUGUCUAAAUGUUCUCAAAAGAAACUAGAAGGUUUGUAUCUCUCUAACAACCAAUUAAGUGGAGAAAUACCUGAAAGCAUUGGGCAAAUAUCAUCGUUGAUAGAAUUAUCUCUCUAUGGAAAUCAAUUAAGCAGAAGAAUACCUACAAGUAUUGGGCAAAUGCAAUUAUUGACACGAUUAUCUCUCUACGAAAAUCGAUUAAGCGGGAGAAUACCUGAAAGUAUUGGACAAAUGUCCAAUCUGGUGUACAUCAAUCUUGGUAAGAAUUCUCUGGAAGGGGUUUUGUCACAUACAGCUGUCCUUAUAAAUCUCUCCCACAACCAAAUUAGAGGAACAUUUCCAAGUUCAACAAUGGAGUUUGCUUAUUCCCCUAAGCUAAAUUUUAGUUGGAACCAACUGGAAGGUCCAAUUCCUUCAUUUCUGUCAAAAUCAUCAUCUCUAGAUCUAUCCAGCAACAAACUUUCCGGGUUCUUUUCUUUCUUGUGUGGAAUCAAGGCCAGUAAUUUAACCCUUCUUGAUCUCUCGGGCAACCAUGUAUCUGAAGAACUUCCAGAUUGCUGGACGCAUUUAGAAAAUCUAGUCAUUCUUGACUUUUGUGGCAAUGGUUUUUUGGGCAAAAUUCCUACCACCUUGGGGAAUUUAUAUUCUCUUGAAACCUUGAAAUUCAAACACAACAGAUUUGUGGGAGAGUUGCCUUCAUCCUUGAUGAACUGUAAACACUUGAAAGUUAUUGAUGCUGCAGAAAAUCAACUGUCAGGAUUGAUACCUGGAUGGUUAGGGUUUGAACUUCCGAAGUUGGUUAUCCUUAUCCUCCGUUCUAAUCGCUUUUAUGGAAGAAUUCCUUUACAGUUAUGCAAUCUAACACACGUCCAAAUAUUGGAUUUGUCAAUUAACAACAUCUCUGGAACUAUACCCAAGUGUCUCAGCAAUUUGACGGCUUUAGUUGAUAAAGGGCAUUCAAUUCUAACCAUCACUCAUCAUUAUGCAAGUGAUUUUGGAAAUGGGCUUUUUUCGGAGAGCUAUGAUGAUGCAGCAACCUUAAUAUGGAAAGGAAUAAUGUCUGAAUACAAGAGCACUCUGGGACUUGUGAAGAGCUUUUAUUUGUCAAGCAAUCAAUUGACGGGGGAGAUUCCUAAAGAAAUCAUUCAUCUUGGUGGUUUGGUUUCUUUAAACCUGUCGCGAAACCAACUAAUAGGUCAAAUAAAUCCAGACAUUGGGAAGUUGGAGUUAUUACAGUCUCUUGAUUUAUCAAGAAACCAGAUCGAUGGAAGAAUUCCGACAAGUCUUUUUCAGAUAUAUGGUCUUGGUGACUUGGACUUGUCAAACAACAACCUGUCUGGAAAUAUUCCAAUGGGGUCUCAGCUCCAAAACUUUGAUCCGUCAGCCUUUGCCGAAAACCCUCUGCUUUGUGGACUUCCACUUCAAAGGAUGUGUGAUCAAGAGAAAGAGAAAGGCAGUGUUCAACAAACUGGCUUAGGGAAUCAAGACCAUGAAGGUGGGCUUGUAACGCGUGGAUUUUACAUCAGUAUGGGGCUAGGAUUUGCUUUUGGAUUUUGGGGAGUUUCUGGCACAUUGAUGUUCCACGAGUCAGGCAGAUCCACAUAG
Molecule: messenger RNA, 2055 nt
Organism: Prunus avium (sweet cherry)
Lineage: Eukaryota; Viridiplantae; Streptophyta; Magnoliopsida; Rosales; Rosaceae
Source: RefSeq, a predicted model, not a curated record